Molecule: messenger RNA, 1473 nt
Organism: Adelges cooleyi (spruce gall adelgid)
Lineage: Eukaryota; Metazoa; Arthropoda; Insecta; Hemiptera; Adelgidae
Gene: Pdhb
Product: pyruvate dehydrogenase E1 component subunit beta, mitochondrial
Exons: 8
Coding region: 161-1243 (360 amino acids)
Biological process (GO): pyruvate decarboxylation to acetyl-CoA
Molecular function (GO): pyruvate dehydrogenase (acetyl-transferring) activity
Source: RefSeq, a predicted model, not a curated record
CCCUCUAUUAAACGCGAAUGACUCUAUGGCGGUUCAUCAAGGUGAAGUUUUCGGUUUUUCAUAUUUUUUCAAUUAAUUAACACAGCACACUUGUCCAGUUUUAGUGACAGCGCAUUUAUUUUUUUGUAAAUAUCUUGUAAUUUAUAAAUUAUAAAGUAAAAUGGCUUUCCCAAUAUCGUUUCAUUCGUUCGCUUUGAAGGGUAGUGUUGGACUUAUCAAACGAACGCUUUCUACAUCUCGUGUGUUGUCUAAUAAACAGAUGACUGUUCGAGAUGCCUUAAAUUCAGCUAUGGAUGAUGAAAUGGAGAGGGAUGAAAGGGUUUUUAUUUUGGGCGAAGAAGUAGCGAUGUACGAUGGAGCCUAUAAAAUUUCUAGAGGUCUUUGGAAAAAAUAUGGUGACAAACGUGUAAUCGAUACCCCAAUUACCGAAAUUGGAUUUGCUGGAAUAGCUGUCGGAGCAGCUAUGGCUGGUUUGCGACCAAUAUGCGAGUUUAUGACUUUCAAUUUUUCUAUGCAAGCAAUUGAUCAAGUCAUUAAUUCGGCAGCAAAGACGUUUUACAUGUCUGCUGGCACGGUGAAUGUUCCGAUUGUAUUUAGAGGUCCAAAUGGAGCAGCCUCUGGUGUUGCUGCUCAACACUCUCAAUGUUUUGGUGCCUGGUAUAGUCAGUGUCCGGGAUUAAAAGUAAUAUCUCCCUACAAUUCCGAAGAUGCCAGAGGAUUAUUGAAAGCAGCUAUCCGUGAUCCUGAUCCAGUUGUAUUUUUAGAAAAUGAGUUAUUAUAUGGAAACCAAUAUCCUAUUACUGAUGAAGUCUUGGACAAGAACUUUGUAUUGCCAAUUGGUAAAGCGAAAAUUGAAAGAAAAGGUGAUCAUAUUACACUUGUCGCACAUUCAAAGGGAGUCGAAUUAGCCCUAGACGCAGCAAAAGAAUUAUCUUCUAUCGGUAUUGAAGCAGAAGUUAUCAAUUUAAGGUCGUUAAGACCGCUUGAUAUAGACACAAUUGUACAAUCUGUAACUAGAACAAAUCAUAUUAUAUCUGUGGAGCAAGGAUGGCCUUAUGCCGGAAUAGGAUCUGAAAUAUCUGCACGUAUUAUGGAAAGUGAAGCCUUCUAUUACUUAGAUGCACCAGUAAUCAGAGUAACAGGUGCAGAUGUACCAAUGCCAUAUACAAAAUCAUUGGAAAUAAUUGCAUUGCCUCAGCCUAAUGAUGUAGUGGCAGCCGCUAAAAAAAUACUCGGAGUGUAAAGUUAUCUCCCAAAAAAAAAAAAACAUUGUAUACAAAAAAAAAAAAUUAUAAAACAAUAAGAUUUAGGUGCAAUAAACCUACUGUUUUUUUGUAAAUGACUAAAACGUAGGUUUGAAAUUCCAUUCGUGUAUUAAACUAUAAGUGUUAACCGUUUUUUGUUGAAGCUUUAUGUUAAAUAAAACUAGAAUAAAUUCUAGGCACUUCAGUGUUCUAUAAUUAAGACUUUUAA